UGACGUCGCCGUGGCGAGGGCCAGCGGCUGCUCUUUGGCGAGAGACUGCAUCCUGCGACUCCACUUCCUGGAAGAUUUGAGCUCCUCUGAGCGCACCGAGGAGCUGCUUUUGUCCUCUCACCGUGUCAACAUGGACAUGUACGGCUACAGCGGGGUCUUCUUGGUGAAAAGGUUCCUGGACGAUGGUGUUUUUGAAGUGUCCAACAUGUCCGACAUCAACAAGGCGAACCCGCACGGCUGCGACGACGGAGCCCUGACGGACCGGUUCGGCGUCCUGAUCCAGGGGCUGCUGGCUGUGGUCGCCUUCAGCACGCUCAUGUUGAAGAGAUUUCGGGAGCCUGUCGGGAUCAGACGGCCGUGGAGGAUCUGGUUUUUCGACACGUCCAAGCAGGCCAUCGGUGCUCUUUUCAUCCACUUUGCCAACGUCUUCCUGUCCACGCUCACCAAAGAGGACCCCUGCUCCCUGUAUCUGAUGAACUUCCUGCUGGACGCCACGUUGGGGAUGCUGGUCAUCUGGCUGGCGGUGAAGCUGGUGUCCAGACUGGUGGAGUACAAACAGUGGACGCUGCUGGUGUUCGGAGAAUACGGAGACCCUCCUCAGGCGGCGGCGUGGCUCGGUCAGUGCGGCGUCUACCUGCUCAUCAUGGUGCUGGAGAAAGGCGUCAUCAGCCUGGUGCUGCUCGUCCCCGGAUGGUCCAAACUGCAGGAGGUGCUGCUGAGCUACAUCGCGAACCCUCAGCUGGAGCUGGCGCUCGUCAUGCUCAUCGUGCCCUUCAUAGUGAACUCCAUCAUGUUCUGGGUGGUGGACAGCCUGAUGAUGAGGAAGUACAAGACGAUGAAGAGCCUGGACGACUCGUGCGACGGCUCGGUGAAGAAGGCCGACUCGCUGCCCUGGGUCAACGGCGAGGAGUCGCGGGUUCUGCUGACUGUGGAGACGGACACUGACGAGGCGUCAGAGGGCGAGGAGGACCCCGGCGAUGGUGGACCCGUCCCUCCUGUGCAGUACUCUGGAGGACCGCUGAGACCCAGCUGGGUGGUGGUAUAAACCCAGGUGAUGUGACCUCCUACCCGUCCAUCCUCUGUCCACACACAACUCUCUUCAAGAUCCAAAAUAUGAGCAAACUCGCGUAAAAACUCGCAUCCUUUACUCCUCAGCGGUCUAAAUAAUCAGCUUCCCUGUAAGCGAAGUCGCGGCUGAAGGUCGUCUAACCUGCGAAUGUGAACACGACAGCUGCCUUCCUCUGCUCUCAGAGCGCCACUCAGCGUAUGCAUGUACCUCUAAUAGCAUUUUGGGAUUUAUCCACUCACCUUGCUGCCUCCGUUUGCUGCAAGAGCACAUCAGAGUAACCGCAACUGAAGGUGUGUGGAGGGAGAUGAUUCGGGAAGGCGGCGCCGCGGGGCGAAACGUCCAAACGUACGCUCGGUAAUAACAGACUGAGAUAAAUGUGUCUUCUCUCCACACUGGGGACUUUUGGGAAUGAUGUCGCUCUAAAGAGAGUCAUUUAUCGUGUAUCGUAUUCCAGAGAGGAGCAAGUGAAGUAUAUAUAUACAUAUAUACACACACAUAUAUAUAUAUAUAGGUGCUCUAAGAUUUUACUCACUUCAGAUCCACCUUUUUAAUUCAGGUGUAAUUAUAGUCAUUCCAGCACGCUCUCCCUCCGGCUGCUUACUUUCAUUUUAAAGAUGGUUUUAUUUUUUUUAAACCACUCACGUGUUUUUAAAGUCUCACGGCUGCUGCAGUCGAGAUGGACCAAACCCGAUGAAAGCAGCGGUUUUACGGAGGAGUUUUAAAUCUUUCCAACAGGUUGCUUUUUAAAAAAUGUAUAUGUGGGCAGGGAUUUGUUUG
Plectropomus leopardus (leopard coralgrouper) is the source of this 1846-nucleotide messenger RNA. The record is from RefSeq and is a predicted model, not a curated record. Lineage: Eukaryota; Metazoa; Chordata; Actinopteri; Perciformes; Serranidae.